CGUGUAGAUAGUUGCUGGGAACUGGAGGCGCAGGGUUUCUGCAGCUCUAGGCCCCUUAGCGUGUCUUAGGCCUUAAAGCCCUUCAAACUCCCACGUACCUGAGAGAUCCCAUUUUACUGAUGAGAAAACUGAGGCCCAAAGCGCCGUGGCGUCCUUACCUCUACUGCCUAUUAAGCAUUCUUGAGGGCACUGAGGAAGGGGGUAUUUGAAGGAUGCAAAAGAGUUUUUCCCGUGGGAGAAGGUAAGCAAGGGCUCCCGAGGCAGCGAGAACUCCAAGUGGAGAUGCAUUUAGGUGAGAAAGUUUUGAGAAUUGAGGCUGGGGCUUAGUUUGCUGUUGGGAGGGGGACACUGCCGCUGGAGCUGAGGCUGAAAAAGUAGGUUAGGAUUAGGUUGUGAACUGACCAGCUUGGAGGCCUAGGAGAUGAUUAGCCCUCACUUCUGCACGGUUUACAGUUCCCCAUUCACCAUCUCACCAGGUCUCAUGGCCGGUGAGGCCUUAUUGAUGUCUACUUGUUUACACAUGGGGAGACCAAGGUGCAGGGGGGAUAAAAAGUAAUUCUUUUUUUACCUCAUCCCAGCUCACAGGGUCCUAGCCUAAGCUGUCUGGGAAUGAAAUCAGUGCAUCUCUGGCAUGUUCAGGCCGCAGGCCUGCAUCUCCCUCCUAAGCCAGUAGUGAAGCAAAGACAAGCCUCCCUCACCAGAGCAAUGAACCCACUGUAGGAUACUGGGUGAUAUUUGGACCUUGUGAACUUGGAAAGGCAGAGAAAUUCAGUUAAUAAAUAAUUGUUUACAGAAAUUCUCACAAACUCCUACUAUGGAGGAGGCAGAGGCAAUAGACGUGGGUUUGAGUUCUGUUUCAGAGGUUGAUUCAUUCACUUUGUUUUGGGGCAUCAGCCACAGUUCUAGGUGUAGAGGAUACCAAAAAAAUGAAGGUUCCUGGCUCUUUGCCAGCCUAGACCCUGGUGCUGGAGGCAGAGAAUUAAUAAUCCAGCCAUAAGAUGUGUAAGUGCACCAAAGCAACAAUCAGGACAGAAAGCAGAAGUUUGAGAGCCGGACCACCUGGCUUUGAACACUGGUUGUGGCCACGACGUCAUGUCUGUGUGCCUCAGUAUCCUUGUCUGUAAAAUGGCGGAAAUAAUACUGUUUAAUUUAGUCUGUUCAGGCUAUGCAUAACAACAACAACAAAACCCCACACAGACUUAAGGGGCUUAAACAACAGAAAUUUAUUUCUCACAGUUCUGGAGGCUGGGAAGUCCAAGAUCAAGAUGCUGGCCAAUUCAGUUCCUGAGAAGUUCCGCCCAUUGGAGCCAUGGAGGUGGAGUCUGCGGAGGCCCGGUCCUCCGCCCCCGCCCCCGCCCCCGGCUACAAGCGUUCGGGUCGCCGCUACAAGUGCCUGUCCUGUACUAAGACAUUUCCAAAUGCGCCUAGGGCAGCACGUCACGCUGCCACACACGGUCCUGUAGACUGCGCAGAGGAGGUGGCGGAAGCGAAGCUGAAGCCGGAGACAGAACCCAAAGCAGAGGAUGCUGGCGGGGACAAGGUGUCAGGUGCAUCGGCUAAGCCUCGGCCUUACGCAUGCCCGCUGUGCCCCAAGGCCUACAAGACGGCACCCGAGCUGCGCAGUCACGGCCGCAGCCACACUGGUGAAAAGCCCUUCCCUUGCCCCGAGUGUGGCCGCCGCUUCAUGCAGCCCGUGUGCCUGCGCGUGCACCUGGCCUCGCACGCUGGCGAGCUGCCCUUCCGCUGCGCUCACUGCCCCAAGGCCUACGGCGCGCUCUCCAAGCUCAAGAUUCACCAGCGUGGUCACACAGGCGAGCGGCCUUACGCUUGCGCCGACUGCGGCAAGAGCUUCGCCGACCCUUCGGUGUUCCGCAAACACCGGCGCACGCACGCGGGCCUGCGGCCAUACGGCUGCGAGCGCUGCGGCAAGGCUUACGCGGAGCUCAAGGACCUGCGCAACCACGAGCGGUCCCACACCGGUGAGCGCCCCUUCCUCUGCUCAGAGUGUGGCAAGAGCUUCUCCCGCUCAUCCUCGCUCACGUGCCACCAGCGCAUCCAUGCGGCUCAGAAGCCCUAUCGCUGUCCAGCCUGUGGCAAGGGCUUCACGCAGCUCAGCUCCUACCAGAGCCACGAGCGCACCCACUCCGGCGAGAAGCCCUUCCUGUGCCCGCGUUGCGGCCGCAUGUUCUCCGACCCCUCGAGCUUCCGGCGCCACCAGCGGGCGCACGAGGGCGUGAAGCCUUAUCGCUGCGAGAAGUGCGGCAAAGACUUUCGGCAGCCCGCAGACCUGGCCAUGCACCGGCGGGUGCACACGGGUGACCGGCCGUUCAAGUGCCUGCAGUGUGACAAGACGUUUGUGGCGUCUUGGGACCUCAAGCGCCAUGCGUUGGUGCACUCGGGCCAGCGGCCCUUCCGCUGUGAGGAGUGUGGGCGAGCCUUCGCCGAGCGAGCCAGUCUCACUAAGCACAGCCGGGUGCACUCGGGCGAGCGUCCCUUCCACUGUAACGCCUGCGGGAAGUCCUUCGUGGUAUCAUCAAGCCUGAGGAAGCAUGAGCGGACCCAUCGAAGUAGCGAGGCCGCAGGGGCGCCCCCACAGCAGGAGCUGGUAGUGGGGCUGGCACUGCCAGUCAGCGUGGCAGGCGAGGGCCCCGCGGCCCCGGCAGCAGGUGCAGGGCUAGGGGACCCCCCAGCAGGGCUGCUGGGGCUGCCCCCGGAAUCAGGUGGUGUGAUGGCCACCCAGUGGCAAGUGGUGGGCAUGACGGUGGAACAUGUGGAGUGCCAAGAUGCUGGGGUUGGGGAGGCUCCUGGUCCCUUGGGGGGAGCAGGCGAGGUGGGGGGCGAGGAGAAUGAUGAGAAGCCACCGCAAUUUGUGUGCCGGGAGUGCAAGGAGACGUUCUCCACGCUGACGUUGCUGCGACGGCAUGAGCGCUCACACCCAGAGCUCCGGCCCUUUCCCUGCACCCAGUGCGGCAAGAGCUUCUCUGACCGGGCAGGGCUUCGCAAACACAGCCGCACCCACAGCUCUGUGCGCCCCUACACCUGCUCCCACUGCCCCAAGGCCUUCUUGAGUGCCAGCGACCUGCGCAAGCACGAGCGCACCCACCCUGUGCCCAUCGGGACCCCCACGCCCCUCGAGCCCCUUGUGGCUUUGCUAGGAAUGCCUGAAGAGGGACCCGCGUGAGGCCCAUCGCCCCCUCCACCUCACUCCCAAGAGCCCAGACCUCACAGGGUGUCUCCUGAACCUCUCUGCCCCAGCUCACUCUUUAGACUCCAGAUCCCUGCCCCCCACCCCAGGCAGCUAGCUCUCCUUGCCAACAAAGAGCUGGGGACAAUGGAGGCGGGCAGCGCUGUUGAGAGACACGUGUGGUUCUGAGUAACACUCAUUAAAGCA
Zalophus californianus (California sea lion) is the source of this 3391-nucleotide messenger RNA. RefSeq names its product zinc finger protein 668 (gene ZNF668). The coding region runs from base 1310 to 3181 and encodes 623 amino acids. The record is from RefSeq and is a predicted model, not a curated record. Lineage: Eukaryota; Metazoa; Chordata; Mammalia; Carnivora; Otariidae. The transcript has 3 exons.